AUGGGUUUUCCCCUGCCGAAUAGCAGCAUGCGUUUACCUAUAUGUGCGGGGCCUCCAGCUCCCAUGCGCGCGGCGGUGGGCCUGAUUUUGAUUGUGAUCCAUAUUGUCCGUGCUGCGGGGGUCCGCGCUGGCCAUCAGUGCGGCACUGCGUUGCCGAGCGCCCUGCCUUCGCAUAUUUCACGCGGCAGCCCCGCACAUUUUAUGGCGUGGCAGAUUCUUGGUGGACUAGCCAGCCUCGUGUUACAUCGAGUUCUGGAUGGACUGUUGUUUUCUGCACAUCGUGUCGCGCGAAGGUCCGAGCUGAUGGCGGCGCAGGUCCGCAUGGGUCUGAACUAUGCUUCUACUGGCAUUGGAAUGCGGAGUCCAAAGGAGGCUUGUUCUGGAGGACCCCGCGCAACUUCCCGAGCUUCAAUUGGCGAUUGGAUGCGCGCGAAUGCUUGUGGAACAAGGUUUCAGAGACGUCCGCGAUGUUCUUGCUUAGCUGCCUGUGCUUCUUCUUCCGGAUCCCUCUUGAUAUCCUGCUGUUCGGAAGUUGUUAUCCCGAAUGUUUGGUAUUCUUAUGUGUGUCCAGGUUCCAACUCCAGUUCGGUUGUUCCAGAAGUGCACCGAGCCCCUCGUGCGCGAGCAGGGUGGUUACGCAUCGCGUUGGGCAGGGGAGACGCCUCCCCUGAAUUUCCCCCUCACCGUCGCCGGUUUCCUCCUCGCCCGCCCCCGUCGCCAUCGUUCCCUUCCCCCCCCCCAUCUUGUCACCCCCCGCUUCGGCUUCGAGCGCUUUCAGCUGCUAUGCCGAGCCGCGACGAUUUCCCCCGGAUGAGCGACGUGGACGCCGAGGCCUUUUUCCGGGCAAAGCAUGUAGGCAUUUUCGUGAUGGAUUUUCUCCUGCCGAAUGGCAGCCUGUGGUUACCUGUGCGCGCGGGGCAUCCAGCUACCAUGCGCGCGGCGGUUGACAUGACUGCGAUUGUGAUCCAUUUUGUCCGUGCUGCGGGGGCCCGCAUUGGCCAUCAGCGCGGCACUGUGUUGCCGAGUGCCUUGCCAUCGCAGAUUUCAGACGCCAGCUCAGCACAUUUUAUGGCGUGGCAGAUUCUUGGUGGACUCGCUAGCCUCGUGAUCCAUCGAGUUCUUGGUGGACUACUUUUUGCUGCACAUCGUGUCGCAGAAGCGAAGAUCCGAGCUGAUGGUGAUGCAUGUCCGCAUGGGUCUGCACUAUGUUUCUAG
Molecule: messenger RNA, 1215 nt
Organism: Prorocentrum cordatum
Lineage: Eukaryota; Dinophyceae; Prorocentrales; Prorocentraceae
Source: the annotation of a GenBank genome assembly